This is a messenger RNA of Oncorhynchus gorbuscha (pink salmon), 801 nucleotides long. RefSeq lists its product as uncharacterized. The record is from RefSeq and is a predicted model, not a curated record. Lineage: Eukaryota; Metazoa; Chordata; Actinopteri; Salmoniformes; Salmonidae. The annotation marks the transcript as partial. The transcript is spliced from 4 exons.
CAACUUAACCGGGAACGCUAAUAAAUCGUGUAAAAAAUGUCACCAGCCGAGCUAAAUUCUGAUUGGUCUUUCAAUUAGGCAAGCCGUUUAAAUUUGGGGCAACUUCUACCAGAGACCUCAGUGAACUCGCGUAUAAGCGCAAUUGCACAGACUUUUGUGUGUAUCACCAUGCGAAAAACGAUUAGAGAUGUGAUGUCGUGUAAACAUCCUAUAUUGUAUUUUACGGUGAUUGCAACGAUUAGCUCUGUGUUAACCCCUUGCUAUGGCCAGAUUCCAGACGCAAGCAUUUCAAUGCCAAAUGCCAAAAUUCAUCCGACGAUUGUCCGAUCCGGGAGGCUUGUUGUUGGGAAUAAGUUGGUCCAACUGAGAAGGGUGGGUUUCGAAGUAACCAAUGAUGAAUCAGCCGCUUCUGACCGCAUCAAGACUCAAAACGGAUCUCUUGCAUUUGAGGCUGGUAAUCGGGCUGGACAGCCUGCAUCACAAGAAUGGCACAAGUUGGAUGCUAAACUCCAGCACAUGGGGCCAUCAGUACAGUGUAGCAAUGAAACAAUGACUCUUCGGGUCAAAGGGGGAAGAGCUCCACAUUUUCUGGUCGACGGCGGUGAUGGGUCUCCUGUUCUUCCCCUGUCCCGAAUGCCAACUCACUGUGGCUUCUCUGUGAAGCGGUCACGCAGGGAUGUGUUCUUUGUCGCACCAUACCAAGGCUGCCAUGUCACUCAAGAGGGGGGUAACUAUGUUCUGCCACUCCGUCUGUGGGGGGCUCCCAUGACCAUGUCUUGUCCUGUUGCACCACCCCCUCCC